This is a messenger RNA of Morus notabilis, 2473 nucleotides long. Its product is annotated as phosphatidylinositol 4-kinase gamma 7. NCBI's taxonomy places the organism in Eukaryota, Viridiplantae, Streptophyta, Magnoliopsida, Rosales, Moraceae. The record is from RefSeq and is a predicted model, not a curated record. The transcript has 2 exons. Bases 323 to 2263 code for a protein of 646 amino acids.
GACAGAGGAAUCGGUGGGGGGAGAGUCUGGGCUGGCGAUUGGCGGUUCAUCGUGACCGUUGAAUCUUCGGCAUCUCCGAUCACAGCCGUUGAUCUCUAAUACUUUCUCGUUCUCCGACCGAAUUCUCUGAUCUUUCUCUCCUGCCUCAGUUCUCUCUGGUCUCUGAACAGUGAGCUUCUUUUUCUACUGAUGUAAGCUCUGUUGAAUCAUGUAGUACAGUUACACGAGCUCCGAAAUGAAGCGAGUUUGCGUCGUGUUUCUCGUCUCCGUUUCUGGGGAGGACAAUUUUGUAGGCAAUGAUUCGACAAUGCUAGGUUAGUUGAUGAUUGGUUGGACUCUUUUUAUCUCUCUCAUUCAAUUGAGAGAGAACAAGUCUCUGCCUUGCCGUCACCUCUGCGUCAUGGUUGGAACUAAUAGAUUUUCCUCUUCCAUGUCUGCGAAGUUGGAUAUUCCUGCUCCCACAAAUAUGGCUGUUGCAGUCAUCAAUCGGGCUCGCAGUGGCGAGCACAAUAAUGGAAACGCAAGUGGAAAUCUUUCCAGGAGGAGGAGAGUCUUUGUGCAGACCGAGACCGGCUGUGUUUUGGGAAUGGAGUUGGAAAGGGGUGACAAUGCCCAUACUGUAAAGAGGAGACUGCAGCUUGCCCUCAACAUUCCUACUCAUGAGAGCUCAUUGACAUUUGGGGAUCUUGUACUAAAUAAUGAUCUUAGUGCCGUCCGAAAUGACUCGCCAUUACUUCUUACUAGGAAUGCCAUGCACCGAAGCUCAUCGACUCCUUGCCUCUCUCCUACUGGGAACAAUCCCCAUCAUCAGAGGGAUCAGAGUGAGCUGAUACAGAUUUUAGGGGGUACUCACUUUCUUGGCAGUAAAGAACUGGUAAAGGAGAUUGUAACAGCUAUAAAAAAUGGUGUCGAUCCUAUUCCUGUUCAGAGUGGGCUCGGAGGUGGUUACUUUUUUAGGAACAGCAGGGGUGAGACUGUUGCUAUUGUGAAGCCAACAGAUGAGGAGCCCUUUGCGCCAAACAACCCGAAAGGCUUUGUAGGCAAAGCUCUUGGGCAGCCAGGUCUGAAACCUUCUGUCAGAGUUGGGGAGACGGGCUUUAGGGAAGUGGCUGCUUACCUUUUGGAUUAUGAUCACUCCGCCAAUGUGCCUCUAACUGUUCUUGUAAAGGUUACACACUCGGUGUUCAAUGUAAAUGGAGUCAAUGCAAACAAUUUUCAGAAUAAGAAGAAGGUUAGCAAGAUAGCCUCUCUCCAGCAGUUUAUUCCCCAUGAUUUUGAUGCUGGUGACCAUGGAACCUCAAGUUUUCCCGUUUCGGCUAUUCAUAGGAUAGGGAUUUUGGAUAUUAGAAUCUUUAACACUGACAGGCACGCAGGGAACCUAUUGGUUAAAAACCUUGAUGGAAUUGGGAGGUUUGGCCAGGUAGAGCUCAUUCCAAUUGAUCAUGGCCUUUGCUUACCGGAGAGCCUGGAGGAUCCAUAUUUUGAAUGGAUUCACUGGCCUCAGGCAUCAAUUCCUUUCACUGAGGAAGAGCUCGAGUACAUAAACAAGCUAGAUCCAGUUCGUGAUUCUGAGAUGGUAAAGAUGGAGCUGCCCAUGAUUCGGGAAGCAUGUCUGCGGGUUCUAGUCCUUUGCACGGUGUUUCUCAAGGAAGCAGCUGCUUUUGGACUGUGUCUUGCUGAGAUCGGUCAGAUGAUGAGUAGAGAGUUCCGAGGGCGAGAGGACCAGCCAAGUGAGCUCGAGGUUGUAUGCCUUGAGGCAAGGAGGAGCAUAGAAGAUUGGAACAUAUCAAGCUUUGAAUCUGAGAGAUUAGAUGAAGAGUUUGUAUUUGACAUAGAUGGUGAUGAUGCAUUUCAUUGCAAGUGCAAAGGCGCGAAUGGUCUGUGCCUGCUCUCUAAGCUGGAUGAAGAUAUGGAAGACAAUGAGGAAGCAUUUGUAGAUCCGAGGCCAGCCAAUUUAGAAAGGUUCACCGAUUCUUGGCCGAAUUGGAACAAUACCACUUCAAAUUCAUCCAUGUCCGACGCGGACAAGAGAAGCCUAGGAUACAAUCGUAGGAUGGGUUCCUUAUCUGGGAUUGCAAGAAGUGCUAAUGAGCAGCUGCCUACCACAAGGAGUUAUGUGAAGCUUGCUGAUAUGAACAAUGAAGAAUGGACGAUGUUUCUUGAUAAGUUCAAGGAGCUUCUUUACCCUGCCUUCGUCAAACGAAGCUCUGCCACUGCUGAGCAGAGACAGAAACUGAGGCUCGGAACUUCAUGCCGGUUUUGAAUAUAUCCUCUCUUUGUUGGUCUAAUAAGCAAUGGACAAGGCGACAUCUUAUAGUUGGUAGAAAGUUUGGUUUUCUAGUGCUGUAGUGUUGAAAAGAUAAAUCCUGUGCUUAGAAAUAAAUUUCCCAGAGAUAGUGUAUGAUAUUCUUAGAUUUGCUGGGUGAAAGACUACGUUUUCUUUCUUCUAUGAUAUCAUGCUUGGUUGCUCUUA